AUGCUGUGCAGCCAAAGUUUCAUGGCAGUCUUGUUGCCUACCAAAAACAGAAGGUGGCUUGGGAUUGAGGGAUUUUGGGAGAAACGUAAAGACCUUUUGACACAAAGGUCAGAUGCAACAGAGCCAGACACUUUCUUUUGGGGACCUCCAGAAAACAAUUCAGGUGGCUUCUCUACAAAGGAAACUUGGAAAUUUCUCCGGCCAAGAGCUGCAGCUAAGGAUUGGUCAAAAGUGGUUUGGUUCAAAAACAUGGUUCCUAAACACGCCUUUAACUUUUGGGUGGCUAACCUUGAUAGGUUGCCGGUGAAUGAGCGACUGGUGCAAUGGGGUUUGAUGGAUAUUGGAACCUGUACUUUCUGCUCCACUGAUGAGGAAACUAGGGAUCACUUGCUCUUUAGUUGCAGGUUUGCAGUGGAGAUAUGGGAUCGUGUGAAACAUAGGUUGGGAGCUCCACGUAUCUUUUUUACCUCUGGGCAAGCGAUGAUUGGGUGGCUUGUCCAGCAGAGAUGGUCACCAAGGAGAAGGCUUCUCAGUUUAAUUGUCUGUCAAGCUACAGUCUACCACAUAUGGAGAGAAAGAAUUGAUAGGAAACAUGGAAGACCUCCAUCAACGCCUCUAGCUAUCUUCAACAAGAUUGAUAGGGUAACGAAGGACAUUCUUCUAGCAAGACGACGCAACAAGGGGUGUACAACCUUACUCUCCUUAUGGUUCAAGUAUAGCUAACCUUAGCUAACAUUUUGCUGCACCAAACUGUUAGCUUCUCACUGGUUUUUAAUUUUUUUGGCCAUAGAAGUACCCUGCUCUUGAAGCUCAUGUAACCAAUAUUAUUUUGGAAAUAUAAUUUACAGUUAUCAAAAAAAAAAAAAACUUAGCUAAUAUUUAUAUCUAAUGUAUCAACAAAUUUGGACCACACAGUUAAUGUACUAUCAGCUUCAAAAAAGAUUAAUAUCUCUAUUGGUUAUAAAUUUUCUUAUUUCUAUUGAUUUUCGUUAGUUAUUAUUUCUAUUAGUUAUAAAACUUUGACGGCCAUAAUAUCUUUUUGACAAAUGUGGAAUCCUAUACCAAAUGCUUAGAUUUUAUUAUUUGCCAUGAUUUAGCUUACAUAACAAUAAUACCAAAGAAGAUAAUGUAAAAUGGAACUCAAUAAUAUUACCAUAUGAUUAUAACAGCUUUCGUUUUUUUUUUUAAAUGAUAGAAACAACUUUAAAUUAAAUGAUCAAUAUAUAUUAUGUGAAUAAAAUAAUAAUACUUCAUGUGAUUCCAAAAUGUAAGAAAAUUGUAACAAACUUUUGUUUUGAAACACUACAACUUAUUUUAACAUAUUAAAUUUAUAUAAAGCUUAAAAUCUACAAUUAUCUAACAUUCACGUCAAAAACUUUUAAAUAAUUUUGAAUUUUUUAAAAUGCUUUAAAUGAGUCUAAACAGGUAUAAAUGAGUUAAUAUAAUAAUUACAGGACUAACAAGACAAAUUUAUAAGAUUUUAAAUUAAAU
Messenger RNA from Brassica rapa (field mustard), 1491 nucleotides. RefSeq lists its product as uncharacterized. Lineage: Eukaryota; Viridiplantae; Streptophyta; Magnoliopsida; Brassicales; Brassicaceae. The record is from RefSeq and is a predicted model, not a curated record.